AUUGUUGAUAGAAGCGAGAGAUUUGUCGAUAAGUUAUCUAUCAUUUUGAUAAAGAAGUCGAACGGAUAUUUGAUGCUUGACGAUCUCACAAGACCGUAUGCUGGCUUUGCCCAAGAUACUCGACACUGUACUUUAAUUUUUGCAAUUUUCACAAAAUGGAAAUGUUCUUUCACGUCGGUGGUGCCGAAGUGAUUUUGUUUCGUCAAUGGCAUACGAGGGAUUCUGCAGGUAUUGCGGCGUCCAUGAUUGGCAUUAUUCUCUUAACGAUUAUAUACGAAGGGAUAAAAAGUUAUCGGGAUCAUUUGUAUAUCAAUACAGCACGUUUACGGAAACAUAAAACAGAAUCGCAUAGGAGUGAAUUGCUCUUCUCGAGAAUGCACAUUCUCCAAACGGUCGUUCACGUUAUUCAGCUAGUCAUAGGAUAUUUCCUUAUGCUAAUUUUCAUGACGUACAACGCUUGGCUUUGCAUCGCCGUAGCAUUAGGCGCAGCUCUUGGCUAUUGGGUGUUCAGCUGGGAAAAGUCCAGCGGAAAUAACAUUGAUUGCUGCUUGUAAAUUCUCAAACUUAAGUUCCAUUCUCGUGAUACUGCACAGGGGGUCAAUUCCGUUUCAAAAUCGAAAACUGUAUUUUCACAAACGAUAUUUCCUCAACGCCAACACGUUAAUGUAACUUUCUGACAACUUUCUUUUAAAAAAAUAAAUUACGCUAGAAACGAACGUUUAUUGAAUCCAUGCGGUCCUAACUGAUUGACGUUGAUGCAGGGAAUCACACACUGUAAUCGAUUCGACACAAUCGUUAUCUAAUCGAAAGUUCCCUUUUAUUGUACAGCAUAAUCGGUAUCUCGGUCAUUCAGUCGUAUCGUAUUGGUGCGGUGGAGUUAUUAGAAAAGUUCAAAUGUAAAAUAUUUUCAGUACGCAAACAAGAAACAAAAAAGAGAGAGAGAGAGUAGCGACAGAGAAGUUGAAAAUGAAAGCUUCCAGUGAGAGUAAACGAUACUGCGGUAUAGACUCAAGAGUUACGUUCAAGAAAGACUUCAAGUCGCUUAACGAAAUAAUAUUCGGAUGGGAUAAAUUUAACAGUGUGAUGUUAUUCGUUUUCAUACUGCUAUUUCUUACUUGGGCUGUUAUAUUUUUCCUGUCAUACGAUAUGUAUUAUACAGAUCAUGAUCAUAGUACAGAUCAUGGAGGUCAUGGGAAUCAUUCAAUUCACAGUCACGAAGCAUAAUAAUCACUUAAUUAUCCCGUCUCAUCGUAUAAUGCGCAUUAUGAAUUUACUCCGUGCUACCUGAGAAGAGAAUAUUUAGAAUUUCAAAGGAAGCUCCAAGUACUUUUCGAGAAUUUCG
Messenger RNA from Frieseomelitta varia, 1342 nucleotides. Its product is annotated as high affinity copper uptake protein 1-like. The record is from RefSeq and is a predicted model, not a curated record. Lineage: Eukaryota; Metazoa; Arthropoda; Insecta; Hymenoptera; Apidae. Gene Ontology annotation, molecular function: copper ion transmembrane transporter activity. The coding region runs from base 156 to 554 and encodes 132 amino acids. The transcript is spliced from 5 exons. Gene Ontology annotation, biological process: copper ion transmembrane transport. Gene Ontology annotation, cellular component: membrane.